CUUGGAGGUAUGUUGUGCACCAGCCGACGGAUAAUUACUUACCAAACACACCCACGUGUGGCAUGUCAUAAAUCCAAACCUCUCCUAGCAUAUAUGUUGUCCUCUGGGCAGGCAUCUGGCUCGUUAAACCGGAUCUCGUUCCUACCGCCCCGAGGUUCGUAUAUAUGGUUCUACCGAGCUCUCGAUCACUCGACCCAGGCGGCGUUCGCCCUCCGCUGGCCAUGGGACGCCAUAGGAUGUCAUGGGGAUGACGAUGAGGAUCAUGACAACUUCCCGAGCCCCAUAUCCUCCACAGCAUGUCCAUUCUUUCCCGCUGUCCGCGCAAAUCAAGUCGAGGCAUUAUAAAUAUGAAAGGAGCGGCUGCUCAAGCGGAGCCCUUCCAGAGUGGAGGAGGUUGAGUUCGGGCAAUUGUGAGCGGCCGAGGUCGGCGGUGCUAACAUCAAAUCGCAUUUGCAUGGACGUUACGGAGGUGCGGAGCAGACUCAGUCGACUGAGGACCGCAGCUCGGCCGCUAUCUGAAUUCCGGCAAGAAACGCCGUUCCCUCGUUACGCGGACAUCGGCGGCACCCACUGGCCGACUGCCCGCCUGCGUCGUUGCCUGCAUUCUCCGAGACCGCCGAUCCCGAAUUCUCCCGACAUCCUCCACCGUUCAACGUUACUCUUAACCCCGACCUACAGAACUGGCCCUGGCCGUUUGCAGAAGGACCUAGCGCAUGAGCGGAAGCGUGGCUGCAGGAGGCAGGAGAGGAGCGACAAGGCAGCACCACUGAGCGCCUUCACUUACCUCACGAAAUGAAUAACUCUUCCGCCGUUUGGAAACGGCCUGCGCGGCGGUGGCGA
Ilyonectria robusta is the source of this 840-nucleotide messenger RNA. RefSeq lists its product as uncharacterized. The record is from RefSeq and is a predicted model, not a curated record. NCBI's taxonomy places the organism in Eukaryota, Fungi, Ascomycota, Sordariomycetes, Hypocreales, Nectriaceae. The transcript is spliced from 2 exons. Bases 242 to 796 code for a protein of 184 amino acids.